AUGUCCAAUGUUAUCCUAGAGAGCAUCUUCCUGAAGCGUUCUCAGCAAAAGAAGAAAACGUCUCCGCUGAAUUUCAAGAAGCGCCUGUUUCUGUUGACAGAAAGCAAGCUCUCUUACUAUGAAUAUGACUUUGAACGUGGGCGCAGAGGAAGUAAGAAGGGCUCGGUGGACAUUGAUAAAAUCACUUGUGUCGAGAUUGUGGUUCCAGAAAAUGACCCCCCUCCAGAACGACGGAUAUCGCGAAAAGAAGAUGCAAAUGAACACGAGCAGAUUUCCAUUAUAGAGCGGUUUCCUUAUCCCUUCCAAGUUGUAUACGAUGAAGGACCCCUUUAUGUCUUCUCUCCCAUGGAGGAAUUACGGACCCGCUGGAUUCACCAACUGAAGAACAUGACCUACUAUAACAGCAACCUGGUGCAGAAGUAUCAUCCUUGUUUCUGGACAGAUGGACAAUAUCUUUGCUGCUUCCAGACUGCCAAAAUGGCCAUGGGUUGCAAAGUUCUGGCAGGCAGGAGUCAAAGUUUCAAAAGUGGCCGUUUGCUUCAGAAGCCCGAAAAGCCGUUGCCCCCAACACCAGAAGAGAACCAGUUCAUGAAGAAGCCUCUGCCGCCCAAGCCAUCAACCAGCAUUCCUUCUAAGACCAGGAAAGUGAUCGCUCUCUACGAUUACACCCCCAUGAAUGACCAAGACUUGCAGCUGCAGAAAGGGGAAGAAUAUCUCAUCCUGGAGGAGAGCAGUGAAUCUUGGUGGCGGGCACAAGACCAGAACGGGAAACAAGGUUACAUUCCCUCCAAUUACAUCACCGAAACAAGAGAUUCUCUGGAGAUAUUUGAGUGGUAUUUAAAAAACAUAACCAGAAGACAAGCAGAAGAAUUGCUGAAGAAAGAGAGCAAAGAUGGCGGUUUCAUUGUUCGAGAUUCUGUCAGCAAGACAGGCAAAUACACCGUCUCUGUGUUUGCUAAGUCCUCCGGGGAGCCUCAGGGCACCAUCCGCCACUAUGUGGUGUGCUCGACAGCGCAGAACAAAUAUUUCCUGGCCGAGAAGCACCACUUCAACACUAUCCCGGAGCUCAUCAACUAUCACCAACACAACUCCGCAGGACUUAUCUCCCGAUUGAAGUAUCCAGUGUCAGCACAACAAAAAUCUGCUCCUUCCACUGCAGGUCUUGGAUAUGGGGCAUGGGAGAUUGAUCUGAAGGAACUGACAUUUCUGAAAGAGCUGGGGACAGGCCAGUUUGGGGUGGUGAAACAUGGCAAGUGGCGAGGUCAAUACGACGUGGCCAUCAAGAUGAUCAAAGAAGGCUGCAUGUCAGAAGAUGCGUUUAUCGAUGAAGCCAAAGUCAUGAUGAAUCUUUCCCAUGCGAACCUGGUGCAGCUGUUUGGGGUUUGCACUAAGGAAAGACCAAUCUUGAUUAUCACGGAGUACCUGUCCAAAGGUUGUCUCUUGGCCUACCUGCGGGAUACUCGGCGGUCUUUCCAGGCCACCGAGCUUUUGGAUAUGUGCAAGGAUGUUUGUGAGGCCAUGGAAUAUCUGGAAUCCAAACAGUUUUUACACAGAGACUUGGCUGCUCGCAACUGCUUGGUCAAUGAACAAGGAGUGGUCAAAGUCUCUGAUUUUGGCCUUUCCAGGUAUGUCUUGGAUGAUGACUACAUCAGCUCCGUGGGAUCCAAAUUUCCAGUCCGGUGGUCUCCUCCAGAGGUUCUUCUCUAUAGCAAGUUCAGCAGCAAAUCGGAUGUCUGGGCUUUUGGAGUUCUGAUGUGGGAGGUCCACGCUUUGGGGAAGAUGCCCUACGAGAGGUUCACCAACAGCGAGACCACCGAUCACGUCAUCAAAGGGCUGCGUCUCUACCGCCCCCAGCUGGCCUCCGACAGGAUCUACACCAUCAUGUACAGUUGUUGGCAUGAGAAAGCAGAAGAGCGUCCAAGUUUUCAAGUCCUUCUUGGACACAUUAUGGAUUUAGCGAACGAAGAAGCCUGAUUCCCGUCGGUUACCCAAUAUACAUUUUUCUCUGUGAAUUGCUGCCACCUUCCUCCGUUUGCUGAAGAAUUGUUGAAUGGACACGGUGAAAGCAAAAUCAGCAAGAAGGCAAUCACAACCAAAGUGCUUUGAUCGAUUGAGAACUGUCUUCAAGUCGCCUUUAACUCACCUUUGUGUUUCUCUUUGAAGCCAGCCAAAACUAACAAGUCAGCAAGUGCUGUUUAGGUGUUUCCAGCAGGAUAAGGUGCAGCUUGUCCCCACUGUUGAGCUGAAGUGUUAUCAUCCCAUUCCCAAGUCAGCAGAAAAGAAAACCAGCAUGACAUUUUCUGUCCUCAUUUAUGAUCCCUGACUCACCUCAGUUUCUGCCUUCCCUUCAUGAUCACUCCCAGAUUUUGCUCACCUGGAGAUUGACCUUGGAUUACAGGAAAAAUCCUGCUUAGUAUUGGAUGGGAUCAGAACUGGUAGCUAGUUUUUUGUUGCCCAGGCCCAGAAUGGACUUCCGGAAGCGGCAUCCACACAGAGAACUGGUUGUUCACAUAUUUGAAUCCCACCGCUGGAUGGGUAAAGGCACCUGGUUGAAAUGAGCAGAAAAGCUAGAAAACUAUGAUUACAGGCAAAUAGCAGAGGCUUUUGGUGUAAGAAUGUGUAGCUCUUCCAAGAUCACUUGGAACAAGAUAAUGGGAUUUAAUAAACUUCUGGGAAUGCAGCUACUCCAAAAUGUAUUGGACAGUGAUGAUAAAAAUGGAAAGAAGCGAUAGGAAAAUGAAUUGCAUUUCAUAAAGAGAAAAUAAACUCAUUUGCAUCACCAUCUUUCUUGGAUCCCUGUGGACUUGUUCACUGGUGCUUUGCUGAACACGAAGAUCUGCUUUUAAUUUCUGUUUACUGUAGAAGGUAUCUGACUAAUCUUAUAUCUUCUUUCCCUAUAAAUGACAUUCAAAGUCCUGAAAAAUUCUUCUGCUUGCAAAAACUGAAGCCAGGAGUCUUACUGUAUGUAGAACUCUUCAGAUAAACUUUGAGAAAACUUUCCCUUUUAGAAAAUACAAAACGGGUAAAUGUUGGUGCAAUAUAAGAGAAAGGAUAGAACAGUGCAACGCACGAGACUUCCCAUCAAAUUAGCCAUACCCAGGGCUUUUUUUGUCAUAGAACGCCCAGAACGGAGUUCCGGCACCUUUUUUGGAUGCAACCUUGUAGGGUAGGCAAGGCGGGUUGUAUAACGUAUGUGAGUUCCGGCACCUUUUUUUGUUUUAGAAAAAAAGCACUGGCCAUACCUGAGGUCUGUUUCGCUUUGAAGCAGUGAGAAAAUAGAAUGGUGAAGUAAUAAAGAGGAAGGGGGAAAAAAGAGUCUGCCACAGGAUGUGUUGUAGAGCAGACCAAACUGCUUUUUCUACUAUGCAGAUUUUGAAAACAAGCUCACAUAAUUUAGGCUUCCAGUUAUAAUGGGUACUUAUUAGUGUUUUUUUUCCCCUCCAUCUCUUCUAUCCAUUUGCUCUCUCGUUUGCAUGGAAAUCCUGUUCAUUUAGAGCUGAUACGUGAGCUAUAAACCUGAACACUGUUUGUGUAGAGAAUAUGUAUAUAACAUGCAAAGUCAAGGCUGAGUUCCUAAAAUAGCCUUACAAUGCAGUCUAUUUAUUUCUGCACACUGCAAAGGGAGGAGAGCAAGCCAGAGAUUGUGACUUAAGCAACUCUGUAACUCUUAACAUGAUUAGAUGGAACAUGUGUAUGCUUGUAUGUUCAUCCUCAA
Crotalus tigris (Tiger rattlesnake) is the source of this 3715-nucleotide messenger RNA. It is a transcript of the gene BTK, whose product is annotated as Bruton tyrosine kinase. Lineage: Eukaryota; Metazoa; Chordata; Lepidosauria; Squamata; Viperidae. The coding region runs from base 1 to 1974 and encodes 657 amino acids. Gene Ontology annotation, biological process: T cell receptor signaling pathway; adaptive immune response; intracellular signal transduction. Gene Ontology annotation, molecular function: non-membrane spanning protein tyrosine kinase activity; protein binding; ATP binding. The record is from RefSeq and is a predicted model, not a curated record. The transcript has 18 exons.